Messenger RNA from Lagenorhynchus albirostris (white-beaked dolphin), 1581 nucleotides. It is a transcript of the gene CDK20, whose product is annotated as cyclin dependent kinase 20. The record is from RefSeq and is a predicted model, not a curated record. Gene Ontology annotation, molecular function: cyclin-dependent protein serine/threonine kinase activity; ATP binding. Gene Ontology annotation, biological process: protein phosphorylation. Gene Ontology annotation, cellular component: nucleus. Lineage: Eukaryota; Metazoa; Chordata; Mammalia; Artiodactyla; Delphinidae.
CCUUGCUCCCAGGCUGCAUGCCCCCGCCCCUCUGCGUAACCUGGCGUCACUCGUCACGUGACGUCCGGCAGUGCUGCGAGGGGUAGGCGGUGGGUGUCGCUCCCGCUGCCACGGUCUGCGCAGGGAUGAUUUCCGCCGAAUGAAGCUCACUGAGGCGUGAUGGCGAGGGCCUAGGGGAAGGCGCAGAUAGGCCCGGACGCCGCCUGUAGCUGCCCUCGGCCUCCCGGCCUCUGCGCGCUUUCCUGCGCCGUUGCUAGGCAGCCGCCUCUGGGCGCGGGAGGCAGGGCGGGCUAAUGCGGAAAGGUACGGGUGCCGGGGAGGAGCUGUGAUUGCGGAGGGUCCGGGUGUCUGGCAGAGGGCUAUGGAGCAGUACUGCAUCCUGGGCCGCAUUGGGGAGGGCGCGCACGGCAUCGUCUUCAAGGCCAAGCACGUGGAGCCGGGGAUGGGGCUGCAGUGUCUGCGUCCUGUCAAACAGACUGGAGAGAUCGUUGCCCUCAAGAAGGUGGCCCUGCGGCGGCUGGAGGAUGGCAUCCCCAGCCAGGCCCUGCGGGAGAUCAAGGCCUUGCAGGAGAUCGAGGACAGUCAGUAUGUGGUACAGCUGAAGGCCGUGUUCCCGCAUGGCGCAGGCUUCGUGCUGGCCUUCGAGUUCAUGCUGUCAGAUCUGGCUGAGGUGGUGCGCCACGCCCAGAGGCCGCUGGCCCAGGCGCAGGUCAAGAGCUACCUGCAGAUGCUGCUCAAGGGGGUCGCCUUCUGCCAUGCCAACAACAUUGUGCAUCGAGACCUGAAACCAGCCAACCUGCUUAUUAGUGCCUCGGGCCAGCUCAAGAUAGCGGACUUUGGCCUUGCCCGGGUCUUUUCCCCAGAUGGCAGCCGUCUCUACACGCACCAGGUGGCCACCAGGUGGUACCGAGCCCCUGAGCUCCUGUAUGGUGCCCGCCAGUAUGAUCAGGGUGUCGACCUGUGGGCUGUGGGCUGCAUCCUGGGGGAGCUGUUGAACGGGUCCCCCCUUUUCCCAGGGGAGAAUGACAUUGAACAGCUUUGCUGUGUGCUUCGAAUCUUGGGCACCCCCAGUCCUCAAGUCUGGCCGGAGAUCAAGGACCUGCCUGACUACAACAAGAUCUCCUUCAAGGAGCAGGCUCCCGUGCCCCUGGAGGAGGUGCUGCCCGAUGCCUCUCCCCAGGCCUUGGACCUGCUGGGGCAUUUCCUCCUCUACCCUCCACGCCAGCGCAUUGCAGCCUCCCAGGCCCUCCUGCACCAGUACUUCUUCACAGCUCCCCUGCCUGCCCACCCCUCGGAGCUGCCGAUUCCUCAGCGCCCAGGGGGACCUGCCCUCAAGGCCCCCCCAGGACCCCCCCACAUCCAUGACUUCCACGUGGACCGGCCUCUCGAGGAGUCGCUGUUGAACCCAGAGCUGAUUCGGCCCUUCAUCCUGGAGGGCUGAGACGUUGGGCCAGGCCCCACCGGCGUGUCCCCUCCUUCCCUCCCCAGGACAAGCCAGGCCUCUUGUUCUUCUGCUCCGGCCUGAUUCGACCACAGUGGUCCUGCUCCUGGCCAGGCCAUCCAGCCUCAGCAGAGGGGACC